AGAUGUCAAACGUCCGCAUUUCUAAUGGGAGCCCUACCUUGGAGCGCAUGGAGGCCAGGCAGUCGGAGUACCCGAAGCCGUCAGCGUGCCGGAACCUCUUCGGGCCGGUGAACCACGAAGAGCUCAACAGGGAAUUUAAGAAACACCUGCAGGAGAUGGGGGAGGCGUACCAGAGGAAGUGGAAUUUCGAUUUCCAGAAUCACAGGCCGCUGGAAGGCAGGUACGAGUGGCAAGCCGUGGAGAAGGGGAGCUCGCCCGACUUCUACUUCAGACCCCCCCGGCUACGGAAAGCCGUCUGCAAGUCCGCCGGCCGCCAGAGCUUGGAUGUAAACGGGAAUUGCCAAACCGUGGUUUUUGUCGGUUCUCAGGGAAUCUCAGAGGACACUCACUGUGUAGCUCAAAAGACUGAUGUUUCAGAAAAUCAGACGGACUUAGCAGAGCAGUGCACUGCCCAGAGGAAAAGACCCGCGGCCGAUGAUUCCUCUCCUCAAAAUAAAAGAGCCAACACAACAGAAGAAGAGGUUUCAGAAGACUCCCCCAGUGCCAGUUCAGUGGAGCAAACGCCCAAGAAAUCAAGCCCGGGAAGACAUCAAACGUAAAGCGUUUAGAGCAGAAGAUGUGCGCGUCCUCGUUCGUCGGGUGCGGCGGGCGGCGAUGAAGAGAGGAAGAUGUAAAGUUGUAGUGGGAAAGGAAAAAAAACAUAUCGCCGAUCUCCGGGAGAUGGAGGUCCUGUACAAGCACUGAAAAAAAAACAAAACAAAAACAAACCAGCAACAAAACAGCAGCAACAAAAA
Messenger RNA from Serinus canaria (Common canary), 794 nucleotides. RefSeq names its product cyclin dependent kinase inhibitor 1B (gene CDKN1B). The record is from RefSeq and is a predicted model, not a curated record. The transcript is spliced from 3 exons. Gene Ontology annotation, molecular function: cyclin-dependent protein serine/threonine kinase inhibitor activity; protein-folding chaperone binding. Lineage: Eukaryota; Metazoa; Chordata; Aves; Passeriformes; Fringillidae. The coding region runs from base 3 to 599 and encodes 198 amino acids. Gene Ontology annotation, biological process: negative regulation of cell population proliferation; regulation of cell cycle; G1/S transition of mitotic cell cycle. Gene Ontology annotation, cellular component: cytoplasm; nucleus.